This is a messenger RNA of Closterium sp. NIES-67, 1661 nucleotides long. The record is from the annotation of a GenBank genome assembly. Lineage: Eukaryota; Viridiplantae; Streptophyta; Zygnematophyceae; Desmidiales; Closteriaceae.
AUUGGCGCCCAUAUUGAAAUGAGGGCGUGCUACAUUUCACUCCUGCUUCAGCUACCCCCAUUCGCAGCUCUGGCAAUCUGUCGAGUAGGUUCUUCUCCCCUCUGCGAAUCCCAUAUCAUUGCCUCUGUUGUCGAUCGCAAGCCAUGGCGUCGACUGUCCUUCCUCCAGCUUUCACCGCGUCCCUCGCCUCACGCUGCGCUUCCGUGCGGCAGCUCUCCGCAUCCGCGCGUUCCGCCAUCCAGCCGCGACGAACUCCGCCGAUUCGGUUAGUAACCGCAGCGUUGGGCGGAGGACCAGGCGACAUAGGCGCGGGGGGGAAUCUGGGCGCGCCGGUUCCCGUCGCGUCGUUGUCGUCGCCGUCGCCAAGCAGAGUGCGACCGGCUUUCGCUCUCGCUAGCGAAGCGACAGAGGGCGGUGCGGCGGCGACAUCAGGGGCCGCGAAGGCGACGCGAGUGGAGGUCCCUACGGAGACCGAUGCACGCGGCCUGACUCGCAUGGUGCUCCAAGAGGAAGGCUACGAGCAGUGGGAGUGGCAGGGCAACAAGGUCAAUUAUGUGGUGGCAGGUGACGUCAGCAGUGACGCCACGCCCGUCCUGUUCAUCCAUGGAUUCGGCGCUUCGGUCUACCACUGGAGGUACAACAUCCCAGAGCUAGCAGCGUCAGGCCGGCCCGUCUACGCCAUCGACCUGAUUGGGUUCGGGUGGAGCGACCGCGCGCUCAUCCAAUACAGCGCUGCCAUGUGGGCGGACCAGAUCUCCUCCUUUGUGCGCGACGUGAUUGGCCGGCCCGCGGUGCUCGUUGGUAACAGCGUCGGCGGUUACGUCACCCUGACCACUGCGGCAAAUUACCCUGACACUGUCGCCGGUACUGUGCUAGUGAAUGCUGCUGGAAAGUUUGAUGAGUCCCCCCCCGGCACUGCUCCGCUUUCUGGAGCAGAUGAGUCGCCUAGUGAGUCCAAAGGAAGGAAGCGAGCCGGUGCGAUCCCGGUUGAAACCCACGGGCACCAGCAUGGGCAGGAGGAAAAGGUUCCCAUCUCGGUGCUGGUUCGGGAGAAGGUACAGGAGGCAGUGGAAGGCGUGGUGGCGGGGGUGGGGAAGAUCGCUCGCCGUGUUGUGCUGCAGGUGACGUUCCUGCAGGCGAAGCAGCCAGGGAGGAUCAAGCAGGUGCUGGAGCUGGUGUAUCCCAACGCUGCGAGUGUGGAUGAAGAAUUGGUGCGCUCCAUAGUGCUCCCCACGCGCGAUCCCAAUGCCGCCGAGGUGUACUAUAGACUGUCUACUCAAGUGCUCCUGCACCCCUCUGCGCUAUCACUCAACGCCCUCCUCUCCUCUCUCCGGUCGUUGGAUUCUCCGAUGUUGCUGCUCUGGGGAGCGCUGGACCCCUGGAUGACUCCGGCUAAGGCACAGACUAUUGUGGAUAACUACCCCGGAGCAAUGAGGGUGGAUAUUGCUGCGGGGCAUUGUCCGCAUGACGAGGAUCCGAAGGCAUUCAAUGAAGCGCUGAUCAAGUGGCUGCAAUCUAGCUUCUGAUGUGAAUGUCUGCAUGCUCAGUCGUACAAACAAGUGAAGGAUGGGUAGGUUUGGGGACAUCAGUUUUUGCUAUGGGUGUUCCUGUGGUGUGAUAGGUGCAGAUUGUUUCCUUUGGUGUACAGCUUUGCUUUCCUA